Messenger RNA from Laccaria bicolor S238N-H82, 1260 nucleotides. RefSeq lists its product as uncharacterized. The record is from RefSeq and is a predicted model, not a curated record. NCBI's taxonomy places the organism in Eukaryota, Fungi, Basidiomycota, Agaricomycetes, Agaricales, Hydnangiaceae. The transcript is spliced from 6 exons. The coding region runs from base 1 to 1260 and encodes 419 amino acids.
AUGGUUGGGCGACUCGGCUAUGUCCCAGCAGCCGACGGCAACGAUACGAGACGGUAUCUGCCACGUCGAAAUCCCAGCUUUGCGGGCUACGAGCAAAUCCCACGGCUCCCUCCUCCUCCUUCAUAUUACUUACCUCCUUCUAUCCAUAAUCGAUACGUCUCCGCUCAAGGUCGUCUCUGGAGAAUAUCCUCCCCUAAUUCCUUUCAGAACCCCUUCUGUCCUGGUUCUCGACCGACCAACUUGAAUCUCAGAGUCAGUUACUUCGAGGAACAACACCGACAUUAUGACGGACAUAUGGGGCCCUUCGACCCUACAAGGAACACUCAACUCUGGUUCCCUGGAAAGGAGUGGAGGGCUCUAAUCUUGACGCCCGCUGCGGUAACACCGCGCGAUAAUCCUGAAUACGAACCCGUGACGAAUUGUUGGAAGAGCGAUGCAGCUCCCGCCUUCGAUACAGGCCGAAUUCAUCCUUCCUACAUCGAUAAUCUCAUCCAUCUAAACCAGCAAAUCAGACGAUUCCCUCUAGUGGUUGAUUGGGUCAUGGAAGCUCAACAAGGUUUAAAGGACAAACGUGCCUUUGUGGAUUACGUCUCUCGGCUACAGGCUACUCCCUUUUGGAUGCCAGACGCCAACGCCAUGUCCAGGAUGGCGGAUGAUCGCUACUUGGGCGUCUGGUUGAACGGGAUGGACGAACGGCAAGUGCGAUGGUACUUGAAGGAAGGCAUCCCCUGCUUCAUAAAGAACAAAUCCCCCGUCAAGGAGCCGUCAACGUCACAUGCAGCCGCAUGGGCGUGGUCUGGAACCCAAGUUCAGAAGGAUAAGACCACUACUAAGGAACCGUCGAUGAUUCAGACCAUCGAUUAUGGGCCCCCUCCUCUGGAGACUGUGAUCAUCGUGAAAGACCGAGUACCCUGGAUUAAACCUCCACCAGUCAAAAGAGCCGCCCCUAGCCAACCGGGUGCUCCUCCACUCGAACGGAAAAAAUGGAUCAAGUGGGUGGAGAACUACCAGCCAGAAGGGUCCUUUCGCGAAGUAGGAGCCAAGUUCGUCCCCGAUCAUCCAGCCAUAGAUGUAGUCCUAGCCCUACGAGGGGGGAAAUUUUUGGUUUUUUUGGGUGAAAUAUCAAUAUCUGGCAUCAGAUAUGAUAGAAAAAUCAAGGGUAGCUUGCUAAUGUUUGAAAUCUGUUCUAUUUUUGGAUCCAACAUAAAUGGUACAUCCUGGAUCAGUAUUGAUGACUGCUCGUCAUGGAGCUGCAUCUAG